UUUUGACUCAGGUUUUAUUUGACCUAGCUGUUGGAUUACAAACUCAAACGGCAUGUUUGUUCACAUCGCUUUUGUUGUUGGUUUUCGCGGUGUAGCCCACAGCUAGUUAAAUUACAGCAAUGUCAACGUGGAGCAGGCUGCACGUGAAAGUGCGGACGGCUCAUGGAUUGCUCAAUUUUACCUCCAGACGGGUGACACAACGGCACACAUGGCUGUACGGGCAAUCAACGUUGUAUCAAAACCUGAGUACAGGCAGACGUCUCCGAAACGACUUCUUCAAAGACCUGGAGGCCCAGCUGGCAGCAAUGCGGAAGAAGGCUACGGACGCUCUGCCGGGGAGCAGCUGGAGUCCCCUGGAGGUGAACACGAACCUUCCGCCGGAGAGGGCCGACAUUGUGAUCGUAGGAGGCGGUGUGGUGGGCUGGUCCAUCGCCUACUGGCUGAAGCAGAAGGAGAGGGUGCGAGGAGGGGUUAAAGUUAUUGUGGUGGAGAAGGACCCGACGUACUCCCAGGCCUCCACUGUGCUGUCUGCUGGGGGGAUUCGACAGCAGUUCUCUCUGCCUGAGAACAUCUACCUCUCCCUUGCCUCUGCAGAUUUCAUGAGGAACAUCAAUGAACACCUCUGCGUGUUGAACGAAGACCCAGUGGACCUGCAGUUCAACCAAUCGGGAUAUCUCUUCCUGGCCAGUGAGGAGGUGGCCCACAUCAUGGAAGAGAACUACAGCACCCAGAGACAUGCUGGAGCCAAAGUUUCCCUCCUCUCUCCGACGCAACUGAAAGAGAAAUUUCCAUGGAUCAACACAGAUGGUGUGGUGCUAGCAUCAUAUGGGUUGGAGAACGAAGGCUGGUUUGACCCCUGGACUCUGCUGAACGCCUUCAGAAGGAAAGCCAUCUCUAUGGGAGUCGUUCAGUGCUGCGGAGAAGUUACAGAUUUUAAAUAUACAACAAAGGUGGUGACUACCACUGAUGGUGAACACCUGGAUCUCAGGAGAAUAAAAUCUGUCAAAGUGCAGAUGCCGAACAGCCUGGAGUACCAGCCAGUGGAAUGUGCCAUUGUGGUGAAUGCAGCAGGAGCCUUUUCUGGUAAACUGGCAGAGAUGCUGGGAAUUGGCUCCGGUCCCAAAGACACCAUCGCUGGAAUUACUCUGCCUGUUGAGCCUCGGAAAAGGUAUGUGUAUGUUGUCCACUGUCCUGAUGGUCCAGGUCUAGACACUCCCUUCCUGAUUGAUUACUCUGGAGUUUACUUCAGAAGAGAGGGGUUAGGUGGGAACUACAUCGCUGGGACGUCUCCAGAGGAGGGGGAGGAGCCAGAUACCAGUAACCUGGAGGUGGACCACCAGUUUUUUGAGGACAAGGUUUGGCCCAGCUUGGCCAGUCGUGUUCCUGCGUUUGAGAAACUUAAGGUGACCAGCGCGUGGGCGGGUUUCUACGACUACAACACUUUCGACCAGAACGGCAUCAUCGGUAUGCACCCAUUGAUCAACAAUAUGUACUUUGCCACCGGUUUCAGCGGCCACGGCCUGCAGCACUCCCCCGCUGUGGGCCGCGCUGUGGCAGAACUGAUCCUGGAUGGGAACUUUAAAACACUGGACUUGAGCGCCCUCGGCUUCAGACGCAUUCUGGCCCAGGAACCCAUGCUGGAGAGGAACAUUGUAUAGAAGAGCAGGAACCUGGACUCCUUUGACACAGCUGCCAAUUAUUACAUCUUUGGUCUUA
Micropterus salmoides (largemouth bass) is the source of this 1716-nucleotide messenger RNA. It is a transcript of the gene foxred1, whose product is annotated as FAD-dependent oxidoreductase domain containing 1. Lineage: Eukaryota; Metazoa; Chordata; Actinopteri; Centrarchiformes; Centrarchidae. The transcript is spliced from 11 exons. Bases 120 to 1658 code for a protein of 512 amino acids. The record is from RefSeq and is a predicted model, not a curated record. Gene Ontology annotation, molecular function: oxidoreductase activity. Gene Ontology annotation, cellular component: cytoplasm.